ACGGACAAGAAGCUGCAAAUCGCAGGAACGAGCUGAGCGCUCGAGCGGAAAAUUUCCGGGACUGUCAAGUUGGUUUGAUGAAUCUAUCAACUUCAAGAUGAUUGGCAGCUUGUCUCUGUUUAUGCUUAUGGUGGCAUCUGCAGAGAGGGUCCGAUCCAGAAAGCACCGCCAGAGUAAUGCUGCACUAGGGAAAUGGCCGCGUAAGAGCGAACCCGUCGAAGUGGAGAGCAGUAGGGGUGCCGACUGCCUAAAGCUUCUUUAGGCGGAUGUAACGCUGAUCAUAGGUCG
Molecule: messenger RNA, 288 nt
Organism: Baudoinia panamericana UAMH 10762
Lineage: Eukaryota; Fungi; Ascomycota; Dothideomycetes; Mycosphaerellales; Teratosphaeriaceae
Exons: 1
Coding region: 98-262 (54 amino acids)
Source: RefSeq, a predicted model, not a curated record